AACACACCGCUGUGAUGAUAAGACGGAGCUGCGGAUACCGGAGAGGAUCGAACACCGUCGCUUUACUGCUCUGACUCCAGCGGAAGCUUUCAUGACAGAGGGAUGCUCCGGCGGCUCCUGCACUCCUCAUGGGGCUCCAGCGCAGCUAGCGAGCUAGCCUGUUGAGGCUAGCCGUCCGCGACAGACGAGCCGAGCAGCCCCUGAGCCGUCCCGAAGGAGGACACCAUCCUGUGGGGGGUUUCGCAUCGCCGUCUGCUAGCUCCACCGUCAGCUAACCGGGACUAAAGCACGGGCAUGGUGCACGGAACCGAGCCACUGCACCGACAGAGACAGGCGAGGGGCACACGGGUCCGAGCACCGACGAGCAGCAUUUGGACUCAGACUAUUUUUAACGGAGGGAGCGGCUCUCCGACGGACCGCUGUUUGUGUGGCUGUGCGAGCUAGCUGGCUAGCUAGCAGAGGGAAGCGACCCCCACCCCCACCGCCGCCUGCUCAGGGUUUUCAGCCUCAAGUCGAGGCUAAUGUGCUCCGGGAAUACUGUGAGAGACGCCCUGUGAACACGGUGCUUUCUGUAGACCCGGGAUCCAUCUACACACAGAGACAAAGGAGAGAGGAGCUCAGUGCGAACCGCAGCUCCGGGACUCCUCUCGUCAGCCGACACGUUGAAGCGGUGAAUGCUCGCAGCUAAGUUUGCUACUCUAGGUUGAACUUUUCCACUUUUUUUUAGAACUCUGGAUUUUUUCUUCACUUCGGAUGCUGGCAUCACACAUUUACUGCAAUCAUGAUGAUAAUAAGCAGAAAACCAGAGGGCCCAAUAGCAACAGCACGCCACGGCGACGGCCUGUAUGACUCCUACAUGAGGACAGACCACAUCCUUAAGGACGACGCAGAUCCGAACAGUCCGUCUGGGCUCCCCCCGAUGCCCAAACACACAGUUGUCAGUAACAAGACUGUGAUGAGGGAGCAGGUAACCGUGCGAGGUGGCCAACUGAAGGUCAAGUACAUGUACGAAGACGCCACCAACAACCGGAAGAUAAAUGCCAUAACCACGGCAACCACCCAGAACAGUGGGACCAUUGGUCAGACGCACAGUAAACCUGCUGCAGUGUCCAGUCUGUCCAAAGAGCACAGUGUAGACAGCACUGAAUCCAGUAAGGGUUCCACUGAAUCCUCCGGCACACAUGGAGUGGGCAGUGGAGGGAGCAGUGGGAAGCUGUGUGGCCCUCUCACUCCUGACCAGGCUCAGAGACUUUACCGAUCUCAGCUGACCACCCUGGAGCAGACGGAGAUCCACACCUACCCGGACAUCUACUUUGUGGGACCCAAUGCAAAGAAGAGGCCUGCCGUCGCCGGCGGCAACAACAACUGUGGCUAUGACGAUGAACAGGGCGGUUACAUUCAUGUCCCCCAUGACCACCUGGCUUAUCGCUACGAGUUCCUCAAGAUUAUUGGGAAGGGAAGUUUCGGACAAGUGGCCAAGGUGUACGAUCAUAAACUGCAGCAACACCUGGCUCUGAAAAUGGUGCGCAACGAGAAGCGUUUCCACCGGCAGGCGCAGGAGGAGAUCCGCAUCCUGGAGCACUUGCGCAAGCAGGAUCGGAACGGCACCAUGAACGCCGUGCACAUGCUUGAAAACUUCACGUUCCGCAAUCACAUCUGCAUGACUUUUGAGCUGCUGAGCAUGAAUCUGUACGAGCUUAUUAAGCGCAACAAGUUCCAGGGCUUCAGUCUGCCGCUGGUCAGGAAGUUUGCACACUCCAUCCUGCAGUGCCUGGAGGCCCUGAGCCGACACCGAAUCAUCCACUGUGACCUCAAGCCGGAGAACAUCCUGCUCAAGCAGCAGGGACGCAGCGGCAUCAAGGUGAUUGACUUUGGCUCGAGCUGCUUCGAACACCAGCGAGUGUACACUUACAUCCAGUCUCGCUUCUACCGGGCUCCCGAGGUGAUCCUGGGUUCACGUUACGGCCUUCCCAUCGACAUGUGGAGCUUCGGCUGCAUACUCACCGAGCUGCUCACCGGCUACCCCAUGUUCCCUGGCGAGGACGAGGGCGACCAGCUGGCCUGCGUCAUGGAGCUGCUGGGCAUGCCUCCACAGAAAAUUCUGGAUCAGUCCAAAAGGGCAAAGAACUUCAUCAACUCCAAGGGCCACCCGCGCUACUGUGGUGCCAACACCCUGCCCACGGGGGCCACGGUGCUGACGGGCACCCGCUCCCGCCGCGGGAAGAUGAGAGGCCCCCCCGGCAGCAAGGAGUGGAGCGCUGCCCUCAAAGGCUGCGAGGACCCCACCUUUACUGACUUCAUAAAGAAGUGCUUGGACUGGGACCCCUCCUCUCGUCUCACCCCCAGCCAGGCCCUCAGACACCCCUGGCUGUACCGCAGGCUGCCCAAGCCCCUGCCCGGGCCGGAGAAGAGCCAAGGGGCCACGGUGAAACGGCUCCCGGAGCACCACAGCACCUCAUUCCCCUCCAUCAUGGCCAAAGGGGGCCCGGGCCUAGGCACCGCAGCUGCCAACCACAAACUGAGGAGCAACAUGAUGGGAGAUUCAGGGGAGGCCAUACCUCUUCGCACGGUCCUACCCAAACUUGUCUCAUAGAGAGAGAGAGUCCUAAUUUCCUCUCUCACUCCACUCCCCCCCUCCUCCUCUGAACUUCCCAGGAGGAGUCAGAGCCCGGGAGAAAGUGGAGCCUAGGUUUUAACUUUUGACUUGUUUGGUUGUUCUUUAAUUUUGUUUUCUACUGCGAGGUGUCGACACCCCAGUUCAUGGUUUUAAAUAGUAGCUGAACACGGGGAGGGAGGAUGAAAGAAACACUCUAAAAAAAAGUUUUUAUACAGAGGAUUUUCUCGAGCGGCUGUAGAGUUUCUGUAUCGCAGCCGGUUUGAUUUCAAAUGAUGCUUUUUAAAAUCUUCCUCGUGUGAGUGGACAGCUUCCUUAAUGAGCCAAUGUUUUUAACCUGCCUGUGUCGUUAUGUGAGUGUCUCGAGCACACCUGCACUGUCACUUGCCUCAAACUCUUAAACACUCGUAGGACGACACCCUCUCUGAAGGAGUCGUUUAUACGAGUGCUACUUGAAAAGGGCUACAGAGAUGACUCUUUAUCAGGUUAGAGUAAUCAAAUAUUGAUUUGUGCAGCAAACAUCAGUUGCUAGAAAAAAGAAGAACCAUGCUCUAGUGUUUGGGCCCUGACACAUGACAAACGUAUCCCUCAUGUAUGAUUCCCUUGACACAGGAAAUGAGGGGCUGGCAUUAUGUAGUGAGAUAAUUUGAAACGAACAUUUUUUGGCAAUAAGUUUCACAUUCUCAUAUUUCUAAUUGAACUCUUUUGUACCUUUCCUGUUCCCCUGGUGCUUGAAUGUCAGCUGAGUUUGUUGAGUUAGUAAAGCAGCUUUCAGACAUGCACUGAAAUCUGCAGUUCCUCCGUAUUUUCGCGGGAGGAGGUGCAUGUGUGAAAGCAAAUGUCCCGAGUGUGUCGCUCCGCAGUUUCUGCUGACUUUAUCCGUCUGACCUUCUAGUACAAUGUCCGUAGAAAUCAUGGAGAAGUCGAUGUCUGAACAGAGCAUGGGAUUCCCUUACUGGAUUCACUGCGAGUGUGUGUGGGGGGGUUGAUGAGUACAGAUGCAAAAAUUAAGAAAAAAAAAUCUCCCAAUGAAAAAGCGGGGUCAUGCAGGAAGACUAACUAAGAUGUCUGUUGUGAAGAAAAUCAUGUGAUCUCCGCAGCUAGUUAAUUCCUCACUUCCUGCCUCUGUCUUCUGAACCCGGCUGCUCCACCCCUGGCCUGAAGAUGAGACUGCUGGUAAACUCCGGAGCCAAUUCUCCGGAGUUUGCCGGCAGGUCAAAUCUGAAAACGGCUUGUGUGUGUGUGUGUGUUUGUCCUUGAGCUUUGUGGUGCCACUGUGAGAGGCGUUGAGAGGGCAUAGGACAACCUAUUUGCAGCCCCCUCGUUUCUUCCUCCCUCCUUCAUUUGAGUGGAAACGGGGGGUGGGGAGAACACUAGCUCCACUCAAACUUUGUCACAGAGGUGUCACCGUCACACUCAGUACUUCACAAACUGGUUUUAAGUGCGAGAUUGCAGUGUGAGGCAGAGAGAGGGAGAGUUGGAAGUCAUUACACGUACCCGCCUGCGGAGCUUAGUGUAAGGAAAAAUUUGGGGAUGUUUUUAGGAGUGUCACCUGUCCGUCCCUCUGAUUGGUUGCUCUGAUCAUUGGCAGUGUAUUGAGAAGGGUCAUGGGGGUAAAACGGAGGACGGUAUGUUUUAAUAUGAGCCAAGAUUGUUUGUUGUUAUGUCUUGGGGAGGUGUCGUUGAGGUGACAGAAUGGGCCAGUGACAAUGUAGGGUUUUUAUGGUACUGCAGAAAGAAGGGUUUCUCAGGGAGACAUACUUGAUACAUCCCUUCAUCUUACAUGAGCCGUGUUCCACUUACAGUUCCUCUGUCCCCACGACGGAUGAACAUGCAUGCACCUCUGUCCACUGAGAGCGAGAGAAUGCGAGAGUGUGUCUGCGUAUGGAGGUCUGCAUGCUCCACAAUCUGACCUAGAUUCUCUCUCCUCCUCCCCCACCAUCUCUUUCUCCCUGUCUCGUUAUUCUCCCUCUGUCUCAUGUAGGGCAGGGAACCUCUUAAACUCACACAUAUAAAGUGUAUUAUGGUGCUGUCCAAAAAAGACCCGUUCACACACAGACACGCACACAGAGACACGGUGCAUGUUGCUCUAUGGACCACACCGCUCGGAGAUCUUUCUCUCGACCCCCGUUUUACUACGCGAAACUGUCAGGGAUUUCUACUCUUGUCUCCAUCUUUUUUUUUCUUUUUUUUUUUAUAGAAGUGGUUUCUAUUGCUUUUCACUCCAGAAUAUCAGAGGAGGUAAAAUGCAAAAUGUGGAAAAAGAGAAACUCGUAUACUGUCAUGUUGUACUAGUGGUGUGCGUUAGUAGGAGGGUGUUUGGUGUUCCAGCAUGAAAUCACAACCUGUUAUCAGACUGAGUGACUAUGAGAAGAGAAACUGUACAGUAACCAAAUGAAGUUGUGAUGGUUUCUUUUUCUAAAGAAAAUAAAAAUGAUUAUUAACUGAAA
Limanda limanda (common dab) is the source of this 5064-nucleotide messenger RNA. It is a transcript of the gene dyrk3, whose product is annotated as dual specificity tyrosine phosphorylation regulated kinase 3. The transcript is spliced from 6 exons. Gene Ontology annotation, cellular component: nucleus. Lineage: Eukaryota; Metazoa; Chordata; Actinopteri; Pleuronectiformes; Pleuronectidae. Bases 782 to 2593 code for a protein of 603 amino acids. Gene Ontology annotation, biological process: peptidyl-serine phosphorylation; cytoplasmic stress granule disassembly; peptidyl-threonine phosphorylation. Gene Ontology annotation, molecular function: ATP binding; protein serine/threonine/tyrosine kinase activity; protein serine/threonine kinase activity. The record is from RefSeq and is a predicted model, not a curated record.